CAUGUCUCGUUUAGAAGCUAAGAAGCCAUCAUUGUGUGAAAGCGAACCGCUGACAAGCGAGAGAGUCAGGGCCGCACUUUCUGUCUUGAAAGGCAUCGUCACAUCAUGCUACGGCCCCUCCGGGAGGCUGAAGCAGCUGCACAAUGGCCUUGGAGGUUACGUGAGGACAACUUCACAGUCCUGGGCCCUGCUCAGCAAUCUCUCAGUCACUCACCCUGUAUUAAAGAUACUGACAGCCUCUGUGCAGAAUCAGGCGGCGUGCUUCGGCGACUGCGGCUUAUUCACAGCCAUUCUCUGCUGCAACCUGAUUGAAAAUGUUCAGAGGCUAGCCUUGACCCCCGCCGCUGUCAUUAGGUUAAAUAAGCAUCUCUUGAGUCUCUGCACUGAUUACCUCAAGUCAGAGGCCUGUGGUUGCCGGAUCCCAGUGGACUUCAGUAGUAGUCGGAUCCUCCUUUGUUUGGUGCGCAGUAUACUAACAAGUAAACCCGCCUGUAUGCUCACCAGAAACGAGAUAGAUCACAUCAGUGCUUUGAUCCUCAGAGCCUUUUUGCUUACCAUUCCAGAACACACCGAAGAGCACAUCAUUUUAGGAAAGACCAUGAUUGUACCUUUGAAAGGUCAAAGAGUAAAGGAUUCUGUUGUAUUACCUGGAAUACUCAUUGAAAUGUCAGAAAUUCAGUUUGCAAGACUAUUGCCUUUCAAAAAAGCCGACGUCCUAAAGGUGGCUCUUUUUGGCAUGUCCUUAUCUGGAGACUUUUCUGACACUGGAGAAGGAACUGUGAUGGUCAGUCGCGGGGUUUCUCUUGAAAAUGCAGUCCUGGACCAGCUGCUUAGGCUAGGAAGGCAGCUAGUAAGUGACCACGUGGAUCUUGUCCUGUGCCAGAAAGUCAUUCACCCGUCUCUGAAACAGUUCCUCAGUACACACCGCGUCAUUGCCAUAGACAGAGUCGGUGGGACUCUAAUGGAACCCCUGAGCAAAGUGACAGGAACACAGCCUAUUGGUUCCCUAGACUCAGUGUCUCCCAAUAGUUAUGGGAGUGUGAAAAAUGUGUGCCCUGCACAGUUUGGCUUCAAGCACUUUCUUCAUCUUAUUCCCAAUGAAGUAUCUAUCUGCAGCUUGCUUCUCUGCAACAGAAACGACACUGCCUGGGAUGAGCUGAAGCUCACAUGCCAAACAGCACUGCAUGUCUUACAGUCAACAAUCAAGGAACCAUGGGUUUUGUUGGGCGGUGGCUGUACGGAAACUCAUCUGGCUGCAUACAUCAGACACAAAACUCACACCGAGCCAGAAAGCCUUCUCAGUGAUGAAGGAUGUACUCAGACAGACCUGGAACUAAUCGCUGAAGCUUUCUGCAGCGCUCUGGAAUCCCUUGCCGGCUCUUUGGAACAUGAUGGAGGUGAAACUCUCACCGACAUGAAGUAUGGGCACUGUUGGUCAGUUCAGGCAGGUUCUCCCGCUGUUGUCAGCUGGGCAGAUUUGCUUUCACAGUGUGGCUGUGGGUUACACAAUAGCCAGGAAGAACUCAGCUGGUCUUUUUUAAAAAGUACACGUCAUCCUAUUGCACCAGAUACCUGCCUUCCACAAACAGCUACAGAUUCAGCCGGCAGCCUGACCGUGGACUGUUUGACUGCUAAGCUUGGUGGCCUCCAGGUGGCUGUGGAGACAGCUAAUUUGAUUUUGGAUCUUUCGUACAUCAUUGAAGAUAAAAACUGAUAAAAGAGAAUGACGUGUUUAUAUUAUGAAACAAACCCAUUAGGUAUCAAGAAAAGCAGUUAAGUGCAUUUAUUCUAAGUGUGUUUGCAUAUUUGGAUAGAUGAUUCAUAAAAUUCUAGAUAUACUUAUUUAAGGAACAAAAGGAGUAAUUCUGUAAUAGAAAUAUCACAGAAUAAGCAUAUGAAUCAUUGUUAAUAUUAAUAUUGUGCUGAUCUGAGGAAUUCUCAUUGAUUGCUGUGCAUUGUUCUAAAUUUUGGUUAUUGUUAUUUUGACAUCUUUCUAAGAACAUACAGAAAUAAAUUCUUACUCCAUACUCUAGUUGGAUAUACUUAUGAUAUUGUCUAAUUAAUAGUUAUUGUAUAUGUUUAAAAUAAAAUUAGGUUCCAAAGUAUCACAAAGCACCCUGUAUGUAUUGCUCAAUCAAAAGAAGUAUUCAGACUACACCUGUAGUAAAAGUCCACUUUUCUCAGUGCCCUUUUUCUCAGACUAUGAUUAGGAAAUGAUCUAGAACCUGGGUUACCUACAAUUCCUAGUUUGUAUCAAUAGUCCACAUUUUUGUUAUUUUAAGGAAAUGUGUGAUUAGGAAAAAGGGGUUAAGUUCAUAUAAUUAUUAAAAGUGAAACAACUGAGGAAUACCUUCACAUUUAAAUAGGAAGAAGGGAGCUGGUGUUUGCCAGAGUGGUUAGGACACCACUUGGGAUGCCCACAUCCCACAUCAGAGGGCCUGAUUCAAGUCCCUACUCUCCCACAGCCCGGCUUCCUGCUAAUUCACACCCUGGGAGGCAGCAGAUGAUGGCUUAAGUGCUUGGGUCUCUGCUGCCCACAUGAGAGUGCCGAAAUGAGUUCCAUUCUGCACAAAAUCUGUGACAUGAUAAAUUCUAAGUCAAGUUUUGGUUAUUUUGUUGUUGUUGUUGUGCAGCAAUAGAUUCCUAAUAAAGGCAGGAAGAAAGCUGACGUGUGAUUACUUACUGAAAACCUGUUCACACAAGUAGAUAAAAGCAUUCUUGAUGCCUCUGGACUUUCACCAUCACCCCAAAAGGUUUUCUCCAUCACACAUAUUUAUAUAGGUUUUACAAUUGCUGAAGAAAUUGUGUCACACAAGAAUGUGAGAAUUGUUUUGGUUCUCCUUGGUCCUAUAUUGCAUUUUCAAAUUGUUCCAGGAAGGGCUAAUGCAAUUGACUAUACUUUUUACUUUCCAUAACAGCCAUUUUAGCUCUGUCAUUUUUAGCUUUGUCAUAAAAUUUGAUAGAUUCCUUGGUGAAAUAUCAGUGUUCUCAAUUUGAAUGUGUCAUAAAUUUGAUGAAAUAUUUUUAUUAGCUCAUUUGUGUUUCCUGAAGUUGUAUAUAAUCUUUACUACAAAAUGCUGGAAAUGGAAAAAAAAUUAACAGUUCAAGAAAAAUCACCACUCAAACACAGAUGGUAAGACAUGAGAUCAAAAUUCUUGAUGAAAACAAUUUCAGAGGAGCUCAUUUUGGCAACAGUGAGUGACAAGAAAAAAUAGCAACUUAGUUAGGCCUCAGGCACUGUUUUGUGACUAAACUAAGACUGAAGUCUGAAUAUUGCAUUAUGAAGUACCUCAGGAGACAGAACAGGAAACCCUGAUAGCUACAAAAAAAAAAAAAAAAGGAAA
Messenger RNA from Oryctolagus cuniculus (rabbit), 3344 nucleotides. RefSeq names its product MKKS centrosomal shuttling protein (gene MKKS). The record is from RefSeq and is a predicted model, not a curated record. NCBI's taxonomy places the organism in Eukaryota, Metazoa, Chordata, Mammalia, Lagomorpha, Leporidae. Gene Ontology annotation, biological process: developmental process; intracellular transport; chaperone-mediated protein complex assembly. Gene Ontology annotation, molecular function: ATP binding. Gene Ontology annotation, cellular component: cytoplasm; nucleus; kinociliary basal body.